Messenger RNA from Thamnophis elegans (Western terrestrial garter snake), 2113 nucleotides. Its product is annotated as cleavage and polyadenylation specificity factor subunit 7-like. Gene Ontology annotation, biological process: mRNA alternative polyadenylation. Lineage: Eukaryota; Metazoa; Chordata; Lepidosauria; Squamata; Natricidae. Bases 135 to 1100 code for a protein of 321 amino acids. The transcript is spliced from 7 exons. Gene Ontology annotation, molecular function: mRNA binding. Gene Ontology annotation, cellular component: mRNA cleavage and polyadenylation specificity factor complex. The record is from RefSeq and is a predicted model, not a curated record.
CCGGAACAGGCGGGACUCGGCCAGCCGGAAGAGGAGGGGCGGAGGAGGCCCUUACUGUGGUGGAGUGAGAGAGAGAGAGAGAGUGCCGCUCUUCCCCCCCUCCCCCCGAUUCUCUCCGUGGCGCUCCUGAAACUAUGUCGGAAGGAGUAGACCUCAUUGAUAUCUACGCCGACGAGGAGUUUAACCAGGACUCUGAAUUUAGUAAUACUGACCAGAUGGAUCUAUAUGAUGACGUGCUAGCUGCCAGCUCACAACCUUCUGAAAGUUGCACUAGCAGCUCUGAGCCACCAGUUGAAAGCCGCCAAGAACAAUCUCCUAAAUCAAACAGCAAAUCACCUGCUAUUUUGAAUACAUACAGUGGACUGCGCAAUAAAAGGGCUGCUGUUUAUGUGGGCAGCUUUUCUUGGUGGACAACUGACCAGCAAUUGACCAGAAUAAUCCGCUCUAUAGGUGUUUAUGAUGUUGUGGAGCUGAAAUUUGCUGAGAACAGAGCUAAUGGCCAGUCUAAAGGAUACGCAGAAGUGGUUGUUGCUUCUAAGAUCUCAGUCCACAAACUUCUAGAGCUGCUACCAGGGAUGAUUCUAAAUGGAGAUAAAAUAGAAGUCAAGUUGGCUACCCGGCAAAACCUUGCACACUUUAAGGCACAAGCCCGAAAACGCGUGCCUCCAAUGGAUCACUCAAGGGAUUCCUCAGACUCUCUUGAUGGCCGAGCAGCUCCAACAGAGAAUGCUAUCCCACCACCACGCAUUGAGAAACCUCCCGUUUUACCUUUCUUCAACCGUCCUCCCUCUGCGCUUCCUCUGAUGGGGCUGCCCCCUCCACCCCUACCGCCCCCUCCACCACUUACUUCAAGCUUUGGAGUUCCCCCUCCCCCUCCCGGUAUCCAUUACCAGCACCUCAUGCCUCCCCCACCUCGACUUCCCCCCCACUUAUCUGUGCCACCUCUUAUUGUUACUGCAAUUACUGGGGUGAAACCAAUUGAAAAAGGGAGAUUUGUAAAGAAUACCUCUUUGAAGCAGAUGUUGAAAUUAUUUGAAGUACUGAAAAUCUUAGAGAAUAUUGCUUCAAGUACCACAUAUAGCUUGGUCUCACUGCUAUAAUAAAUCCAUGAAAUUUUAUUCAAAUUUGCACUAUUCAAAGUAAUAUUUCUGUAGAAAAUUGAGAAACUGGGUUCAAUUCAACGGAAAUAAGCAACAAAAUGUUUUAAAAGAGAAAUGUGUAUGUAACUAAAAAUGUAUUUUUAAUUUAAAUUUAUAAUAAACCAUGUCACAGAGUUCUCUUAGAAAGAAUAAAAACAAAAAAACUUCUAAAUUUCAUUCCUAAAGAUAAACUUACCUAACAAAAAUGUACUUAUUGUCUCUCAAUCUCCUUAAAAUGCAGUAUUUGCAAAUCAUAAAAAGAUGCAAUUUUAUUUUUAUUUCCUCUGAAUUUUUAUAAUAUGGUGCCCUGUAAUCAGACAUUCCAACCGAUUGUGGUAUUUUAGUAUUUCUUUGGUUCAUGUUGUUCAAUUACGUCAAUUUUUUGCUUUAAUGUAAUGACAAGCUUCUUCUUUUUUUGAGCUUGUACUCAAACUUGUACUGUUGGAGUUUGAUUCCUCCAAAAGAAUCAUCCUUUUCAUCUUUUUUUAUCUAUUGUGCACAAACAUUAGCAACAUCUAAAACUUCAACCACAGAACUUUCCAGUGCCAAAAUAUCCAAUAUACUGAUAAUAUAUAGACAUAGGUACUUACUCUUCUGGAAUGUGUAGGCAUUCUCUAAUGUAUAUACGUAGCUAGGGGACAAGACCUAAAUCAGGUUUUAAGUAACAUAGCCACUUUUAAAGAGAUGUUGUAUUUAAAGAUGUGUAAGCACUAACAUUUUCAAAUGCACUACGUUCAACCCUUCAAUAAAUUACUCUGAAUUUACUGUUCAGUGCUCAAAGUUCAGUAGCAAAGUACACAUUUUAAAUAAAAGUUGUCUCUACAAUAUUAUCCUUAAAAGGAAUCAAAUAAUAUGUCUAGCAAAUCUAUGAUAAAGUGGUCAUCACAAGUCUGAAUAGAAUUUGGUUGGUAUAAUAAACAGAAGGCAAACCACAUACAAAUUCGAGGCAAAAUGCUCCUCUAUCCUGAAAACUU